Messenger RNA from Syzygium oleosum, 604 nucleotides. RefSeq names its product major allergen Pru ar 1-like. Bases 53 to 523 code for a protein of 156 amino acids. The record is from RefSeq and is a predicted model, not a curated record. Gene Ontology annotation, biological process: defense response; abscisic acid-activated signaling pathway. Gene Ontology annotation, molecular function: protein phosphatase inhibitor activity; signaling receptor activity; abscisic acid binding. NCBI's taxonomy places the organism in Eukaryota, Viridiplantae, Streptophyta, Magnoliopsida, Myrtales, Myrtaceae. The transcript is spliced from 2 exons. Gene Ontology annotation, cellular component: cytoplasm; nucleus.
AUUACACCCUUUUUGAGUUUAUUUCUCUCUCUUUGUUCCUUAUGAGGCAAACAUGGGCGUCAUCACCUACUCUCAAGAGGUCAAAUCCGCCAUCGCCCCAUCGAGGAUGUUCAAGGCUUUGAUCAUUGACUCGCACAACGUCAUCAUCCCCGAGCGCAUCAAGAGCGUCGAGUUCAUCGAGGGAGAUGAUGGAACCGGCAGCAUCAAGAAAACUAACUUUGUAACAAGUUGCCCCAUCAAGUACACCAAGAACAAGAUUGAUGCUUUUGAUGUGGACAACUGCUAUUGCAAAUACACUCUGAUCGAGAGCGGCGUCAACUUCAACAAGAUCGAUUUCAUCAUCUACAAGGUGAAGUUCGUCGUGGCCGACGGCGGAUCCGUCUGCAAGAUGACCAGAGAGUACCAUGCUAAGGAAGGUUGCGAGCUGAAGGAGGAUGACAUCAAGCAGGGCAAAGACAAAGCCAUGGGAUUGGUCAAGACCAUUGAGGAGUACCUCUUGGCCAACCCCGAUGUUUGCGCCUAAAUGCUUUUUUUUUUUUUUUCAAUUUUCAAAUUCCUUCCGAGUGAUACUAUAAAUUGUGAAUGGACAAAUUGUAUUGUAUUU